This is a messenger RNA of Aquila chrysaetos chrysaetos, 2549 nucleotides long. It is a transcript of the gene PLTP, whose product is annotated as phospholipid transfer protein. Lineage: Eukaryota; Metazoa; Chordata; Aves; Accipitriformes; Accipitridae. Gene Ontology annotation, biological process: high-density lipoprotein particle remodeling; ceramide transport; phospholipid transport. Gene Ontology annotation, molecular function: phosphatidylcholine binding; phosphatidic acid transfer activity; phosphatidylethanolamine transfer activity. The record is from RefSeq and is a predicted model, not a curated record.
UGGGAUGGAGCAGGAUGGCAGCGUGGGCGCUGCUGGGGCCAAUUUGGCAUCGCCCCUACAAGCCCCGGUGCCUGCCAGGCUGCCGGCAGCGAGCUGGGAAGUCCAGUCAGAGGCACGUCCUGCGGACCCCGAGCUGCCCGGUUUGUGCCAGGGGCCUGGGCAGCAGCUGUCGGAGGAGCGCUGAGGAUCGGGCAGCCUCGGCAGCUUCUCUGCUUGGGGCUCACCUCACAGAUGGGCACGAACCAGCCUCCGUCGGCACCCCCGGAGCCACGGAGCCUGGGUUGGACCCCGGCCCUGGCGCAGACCCCGCUGGGCAGGGCUGGAGCUGGCAGGGGGCGGCUGGGGGAGCUCGGCCACUGGCAGAGGCUUCAUAACACAGACUGGGGAGGCUGCCCCGACAUGACGGACCCCUCGGACCGCAUUUGCACGCGUGCCCCUCGCAGGGCUGAGCGCCCCCGGGGUGCCGGCGAGGCCCAGGGACGUGGUGCGUGGCUGCGCGUGCGGGACACGCGGGGAGCUGUGUUUGCGAUGGGGGAGGAAGGCUGGGAGCUCAGCCCAGAGUCUGGGCGUCUGAGCAACCCACUGUCUUUCUGCCUGUGCUGGCAGGCAGCCGGGGCUCAGCGUGCUGGAGACCUGCAUCCUCCCCGUCCCGUCCCGCUGUCUCCUCCCAGCUGUGGGCUCACAAGGAGUGGCAGCUGGGGGAUAUAUAAAGGCAGGGGAACCUCAGCCAGCUCAAAAGAAACUCUUGGAGCUACUGGUGUUCUCCCUCCCUCCCUUCAUGUGAUUCAGCUUCCCCACACCGGGAGCCGAGGACAAGCCUCACUGUGCGAGAUGGCUGCCGGCAGCUGCCGCCUCCUCCUCUUCCUCCUGCCCUGGCUGGUCACGGCCUCGCACAGCCCACCCGGCUGCAAGAUCCGGAUUACCUCUAAGGGGCUGGACCUGGUGAAGCAGGAGGGGCUGCGCUUCGUGGAGCAGGAGCUGCAGAACAUCACGGUGUCGGACCUGCAUGGGAAGGAGGGGCAGUUCCACUACAACAUCAGCCAGGUCAAGGUGAUGGACCUGCAGCUGGCAUUUUCUGACCUGCACUUCCAGCCUCAGCAGCACCUUGUCUUCAACAUCAAAAACGCCUCCAUCAGCCUGCGCUUCCGGAGACAGCUGCUCUACUGGUUCUUCUAUGACAUUGGGUCCAUCAAUGCCUCUGCGGAUGGCGUCCACAUUCACACAGUGCUGCAGCUGGCCAAGGAUGAGGCUGGGCGCCUGAAGAUCUCUAACAUCAGCUGCAAUGCCUCCAUUGCCAGAAUGCACGCAGGCUUCUCCGGCACACUCAGGAAGGUCUAUGAGUUCCUGAGCACCUUCAUCGUCACAGGGAUGCGCUUCCUCCUCAGCCAGCAGAUCUGCCCGUCCCUGGAGCAUGCCAGCCUGGUGCUGCUGAACUCUGUGCUGGACACGGUGCCGGUGAGGAACUAUGUGGAUGAGCACAUCGGGAUUGACUACUCCCUCCUGCGGGAUCCAGCUGUCUCCAUGGACACCCUCGACCUAGACUUCAAGGGCAUGUUCUUCCCCCGUGCGAGAGAGAACCAGGAGCUGGAGAACCACGCGGUGGAGCCGGUGAUCAAGGAGACCGAGCGUAUGGUCUACGUUGCCUUCUCCGAGUACUUCUUUGACUCGGCCAUGCACGCGUACUUCCAGGCAGGUGUGCUGACCAUAGAACUCCAGGGGGAGAAGGUGCCCAAGGACCUGGAGGUUUUGCUGAGAGCCACCUUCUUCGGGACCAUCUUCAUGCUGAGCCCUGCUGUGGAUGCUCCCCUGCGGCUGGUGCUGCAGGUGUCAGCUCCCCCCCGCUGCAUCAUCAAACCCUCGGGCACCUCAGUCUCCGUCUCUGCCUUCCUCAACAUCUCACUGGUGCCCCCGGGCCGCCCUGCUGUCCAGCUCUCCAGCAUGGCCAUGGAAACGAAGCUGAGCGCCAAGGUGUUUCUGCAAGGGAAGGCGCUGCGCGUGCAGCUGGACCUGCGACGGUUUCGCAUCUACUCCAAGCAGUCUGCGCUGGAGUCGCUAGCGCUGUUCUCACUGCAGGCCCCACUGAAGACCCUGCUGCAGCUGACGAUCAUGCCACUCAUUAAUGAGAGGACUAAAAAGGGCGUGCAGAUCCCACUGCCAGAAGGCAUGGACUUCACCAAGGAGGUGGUCACCAACCAUGCGGGAUUCCUCACGGUGGGAGCUGAUCUCCACUUCUCCAAGGGGCUGCGGGAAGUGAUUGAGAAAUACCGCCCAGUCCCUACCGCCCCUGCCUACCCCAGCUCACAGCCUGCAGAGCCCAGUGUGGACCCCCACCAGCUCUAGCUCCUCUCCCCACUUGCUCCUUCACCCUGGACUGAGGGCAGAUCCCGGGCUGGACCCGUAGACUGUAGGUAGGAAGCAGCUUCCCCAGUACCACUGGCAUGUCCUGCAGGGUGCCUGUGCCCUGGUGGGUAGCAGCAAGGCGGAGACGGCUGCUCUGGGAACCCCUGCUGCACCCCUUCUCAUUACACUAAUAAACCACUCGACUCCAA